UCCGUUAAGUCUGAAGCCACAUUUCGAAUGAAAUACUUGCCUCUGAUUUUGUUGGCCACUUCAGUGGCUGGUCGGUUCAGUGAUGAUUUCUACCGAAUUUUAGCCAAGGAGAAUGCAGAAAGGAAUCUGAUUACUUCGCCCCUCUCUAUAGAGAUUGUUAUGAGCAUGCUGUAUAUGGGAGCCGGGGGAAAAACGGCCAAAGAACUGCGAACCACUCUGAAGUUGCCCGAGGAUAAAAGGGUAGUAGCCAACAAGUACUAUAAGUGUUUUUCCAAAUUUAAGGCUCGAGAAAAGUUCAUCAUCUUUCAUCUGGCGAGCCGGAUUUUCAUCAACAAAAACUACAGCCUUGUGCCGGACUUUAAUCAGCUUGUAAAACUACCCUUUAGAGGUAAAGCUAAGAAAAUCAGUCUAGACGAUCCCAAUCUAGCGGCCUCGAUAAUUAAUAAUUGGGUAAACAAGCACACGCGUGGCAAGAUCCAAGAUAUUGUUUCCCCCGGAGAUAUAAGCACCGAUCUGAGCGCUAUUGUGGUGAAUGCAAUUUACUUUCAGGGAGAGUGGGAAAAUGUUUUCCGUGCUGACCAAACUCAUGAGGCGGAUUUUCAUGUAUCAGCUGGAAAAAUCAUUCCCGUUGAGAUGAUGACGUUGUCGAAACCCCUAUUCUCCGCUUACUUGGACGACUUGGAUGCUAAGGUAAUCGAGCUACCGUACCGAAAGUCCAAUCUUUCGAUGCGCAUCUUCCUCCCCAACAGGAUCGACGGACUGAGCAAAUUGGAGGAGAAAAUUAUAGGGUUCUCGAGGGAUCUGCAAAAAAACGUAGUGGAUGUAAAACUUCCCAAGUUCAAAAUAGAAUUUACCGCCCAGCUAAAGGCUGUUCUUCAACAGUUGGGUAUCCGAGAAGCCUUCGAAAGUACAGCAGAUUUUAAGGGCUUAGUUCUGGAAUCUAGUGUCGAGAUCGAUAACAUCGUGCAAAAAGCCUUUUUAAAGGUCGAUGAGACCGGAACCGAGGCCUCUGCUGCCACAAAAGUAAAUGUUCGUAAAAAGAAGUCCAUUAACUUUGCGCAUCCCAUGGAGUUUGUAGCCGAUCAUCCCUUUGCCUACACAAUUCAGGAUAAGGAUAAGAUUUUCUUUCAGGGCCACAUCGUUGAACCAAAAUGGUAAAUAAAUUCAGGCGUUUGCUUACUAAAUAACAAAUAAAUCGUAUUU
Drosophila biarmipes is the source of this 1203-nucleotide messenger RNA. Its product is annotated as serine protease inhibitor 42Dd. The record is from RefSeq and is a predicted model, not a curated record. NCBI's taxonomy places the organism in Eukaryota, Metazoa, Arthropoda, Insecta, Diptera, Drosophilidae. Gene Ontology annotation, molecular function: serine-type endopeptidase inhibitor activity. The transcript has 4 exons. Bases 28 to 1158 code for a protein of 376 amino acids.